AUGUCUACAGAAUCUAAAAUCAGCAAUCUUUUUGACAAACAUGAUGUUAAGUUUUUAAUGGUUGGCCCUAAAGGCGCUGGUAAAACUACCAUUUUACAACAACUCAAAUUAGGUGAAAUUGUUACCAAAACUCCAAUUAUCGAAACUGUCCAAUCCAAAAACAUUAACUUUAUCGUUUGUGAUAUUGAUGAUGAUUAUUAUAAAAUUAGAUCAUCAUUGGGACAAUAUUUCCUAAAACCAUCACCAAAAAUUCAAGCCUUCAUCAUUGUUGCCGAUUCAAGCGAUAUAGGAACACUUCAAGAAAAUCGUGAUGAAUUCCACAAAAUUCUCGAUGAAAAUGAUAUAGGUGAUGUUCCUAUUUUAGUUUUAUGUAACAAACAAGAUCUUCCUAAUGCAAAACACACUUCUGUGGUAAAUGAUACACUUCAUAUCAACUCAAUCUAUAAUAGAAAAUGGCACACCGAACAAACCUGUGCCACCUCGGGUGAAGGUCUUUAUGAAGGUUUUAAAUGGCUAAGUGAAUUUUUAUAUGGACCUAAGUUUGAUUAG
Messenger RNA from Dictyostelium purpureum, 549 nucleotides. RefSeq lists its product as uncharacterized. Bases 1 to 549 code for a protein of 182 amino acids. Gene Ontology annotation, molecular function: GTPase activity; GTP binding. Gene Ontology annotation, cellular component: cytoplasm. The record is from RefSeq and is a predicted model, not a curated record. Gene Ontology annotation, biological process: intracellular protein transport; vesicle-mediated transport. NCBI's taxonomy places the organism in Eukaryota, Evosea, Eumycetozoa, Dictyosteliales, Dictyosteliaceae. The transcript is spliced from 4 exons.